This is a messenger RNA of Phycodurus eques (leafy seadragon), 6132 nucleotides long. RefSeq names its product suppressor of tumorigenicity 14 protein-like. Gene Ontology annotation, biological process: acrosome reaction; proteolysis. The record is from RefSeq and is a predicted model, not a curated record. Gene Ontology annotation, molecular function: protein binding; serine-type endopeptidase activity. Lineage: Eukaryota; Metazoa; Chordata; Actinopteri; Syngnathiformes; Syngnathidae. The coding region runs from base 2903 to 5500 and encodes 865 amino acids. The transcript is spliced from 20 exons.
UUCCCGUCACCGCUGACAGUCUGCAGCUGGCCAAGGAAUUGUGGGUAGAAGACAUAUAAACACUUCCCAGCUUUGUCCUCAGUCGAUGAUGAAAGUGGACAUCCAAAUACGCAAAGCAGGAAGUAAUCGUCAUUAAUCAACAAUAGGAUGAAAUGUUUGUGUGUUGCGUGUUUGACAUAAACAAAACUAGUCGACGAAGCAAAAAUUGACAGGUCACCUUUCUUCUAUUGCACAAUAAUAAGCAUCUUAUUCUUCUAACGUGAUUACAUUUAACAAAAGAAAACAAACAAAAGCACUACAACUGAUUAAACAUGUCAAGCAUUGCAUUUUGGUUAGAUUGUUGAUUUGUUAGCAGCAUGGUGGCCUACUGGUUAGCACGUCUGCCUCACACAGGGGGUUUGAAUCUCGGUUCCAGCCUUCCUGUGUAGUUUCCACGUUGUUCCCAUCCUUGCGUGCACAUUUUCCCUCCCACAUUCUGAAAAAUUUUUAGUAUGUUUGCUUCACUGAAGACACAGAAAUUGUCCAGAGGUGGGAAUGGGAAUGGCAAUGCUUGUUUGUCUAUAUGUUCCCAGACAUUGACUAGCGACCAGUCCAUUGGUUGUCUAUUUGCGACCUGACAUUGGCUGGUGACCAGUCCAUUGUUUUUCUGUAUGUGCCCUGAGAUUGUCCAGGAUGUAUCUCACCUGACUUUGGACGAAAGGGCGGUGUACAAUCUGGACUGGUUGCCAGUCAAUGUCAGGGCACCCAUAGACAAACAAUGGACUGGACAUCAGCCAAUGUUCAAGGAACUGUCGCUUCCAGAUGGCAUAUAUAUCACAAUGCUCAAGAAAAUGAAACUGGUAAUCAUUUUGAUAAUUUUAGAGCAAUCAGUAAAUAACUAAUUACUAAUUGCCCUGGCAACGUCCCUUUUUCAUCGCCAAAAUCGACCCCAAAUUCACUGCUUAGCCGGCCGGUGUGGACAAAGGAAUCUAUUAUACUAUAAAGUGGCAGUAUUUCGUCAGAUUUUAUACAUUGACACUGUUGGAGAGAAUUCUAUUUAUCUAUCUAAUUAGCUUGUUAGCUGACGGGCUAGCGAACUUAAUAAACAGUUAACUUUACCUUAAAUGUCUGUUGUGUAGAUCUAUGCGCGGUGCAUGGAGCAAGGCUGUGGAGUAUUGGGCGAAGCUAACGCCGGUCUACGAGCCCACUAUUGGCCAGUACGUACCACCCUGCACGAUAGUACCAGGCCACUUCGCAAUGGAGCCGUCCAACUCGCCCUCAGCUCACUGGGUGAGCUGCGCGUGAGUCACCACAACAGAGACACUAGCCCAAAUAACACAAAACAUUUCAGGGAAGAGGCAUUUUUCGGGUUGGAGGCAGAGGUUGAUGGCUAACUGCAUGAUGUCGUUGCGCUAGAAAUACGCCAAGCUAUAAUUACUAGGUAAUGUCGCAAUUCCAGUGAAUAGGCAUAGACGGCCCUCGUUAGAUAUUGUGUGGGGACGGGGCGCGGGGGCUCAUACCAAAAAGUAUACGCCCCAGGCUGCUGUCGUCACGGGGCUAGUUUUUAGACCCCCCCCAAAAAUCCGGCCAACUGAGAUGGUGAAAAAGAGUUUUAAUCUAUAGCUCAACAAUUCAGUGGUAAAUUGUUCUGUUUUAGCACUUACCUUCAAGCAUAUUUAAUGUAUUUCGAAACAUAUCAUGUAAAUGACUUGGGUUCGACUUUAACAAAACAAGUCUAUUCAAAUGUAUUUAACCUAUUUUCACUCGUUAUUGUCUAAAAAAAAAAACGUCGACUUUCAAUAUAGGCAACAUUUAUUCAGCAGAACACGUGCUAGUUUAAUAACAAAAUGUCCUCGUCCUACCCCCCCUGAUGUGGGCAAGCCAAAAUCUGUCUGAAAAUCAAAAAUAUAAUCAGAAAAAAAAGCCCAAAAUUACUACUGAGUCUAUUUGGUGGGGGUUCUGCAGACAUUGUUUUUAAGUCUAAUUUUCACAUCAUUAGAGAGGUAUAUGGACUGGACCCCAGCCAAUGUCAGAGAACAUACAGACAAACAAUGGACUGGUCGCUAGUCAGUGUCCGCUUUAUCCUCACAAGGGUCGCGGGCGUGCUGGAGCCUAUCCCAGCUAUGUUCGGGCGAGAGGCAGGGUACACCUUGAACUGGUCGCUAGCCAAUCGCAAGGCAGCUAUAAACAUCAACCAUUCGCGCACACAUUCACACCUACGGGCAAUUUAGAGUCUUCAAUCAACCUACCAUGCAUGUUUUUGGGUUGUGGGAGGAAACCAGAGUACCCGGAGAAAACCCACGUAGGCACGGGGAGAACAUGCAAGCUCCACACAGGCCGGGCCGGGAUUUGAACCCCGGUCCUCAAAACUGUGAGGCAUAUGUGCUAACCAGUCGGCCGCCUGUCAGGGCACAUAUAGACAAACAAUGCACUGGUCAUCAGCCAGUUGCAGUGUAAUCAGAUUUUUCAAAAUAAUUGACACGUUUCAGAAUAAUAAUUCAUGAUACAAAUGUUAAAUCACAUUUAUUGUUGUGGUGGAAGAAACCUGAGCCCAAACUUGACCGCCUGCUAGCUUAAAUAUAAGUGCUGCUUGUGCACGUGGCCACUUUGACAUUCCUCAAUUUCCUCUUGGGCCACUCAGAAGCGAACGUAUUUGAGCGUGUGACCAAGCACAAAUUGCAACAUAUUUUGUAUCAUAAACGUUCACCUGCAACUUUCAAUCAACCCCCAACCUCCCUCAAAAAAAAAAAAAAAAAAAAAGUCGCCACCUGGUCCGUGCAUGAGCCUCGUAAGACUUCAACUUUAGCCAGCGUAGCGUAGAAAAAAAAACACUAAGGGGGAAAAUGUCUUUUCUUAUUUUGCAUGACGACUUUCUUAUGAUUUUUGUUUCCAUUCAACCACCGAGACAUGGCAUAAUUCAGGAAUGUUCCUGGGCCGGAAUGCUGAGAGACGUCACUACUAUGCAUGGAUACCGUUGAGGUGCCGCCCUCCACAGAAUGCCUCCCUGGGGGGCUGCCCAUAUCAGAAACUGCCACUGACAGUGAAUGCAUUGGAUCAAACCCCAGUGGGAGGUCGACAGCGUGCAGAAAAGUGUCAUUGGUUACUAUUCAUCAGAUGCAAGAGCAAUGAUCUGGACCUGGAGGCCACCCUUCAGUUUCUGCCCACCCCGGAUGCCAAAAAGCUGGAGAAGAGUCCAAUGCGUCGCAGGAAGUUGUGGAUCGUUGUUGGCCUGGUGGCAGCAGCCGCCGCGCUGUCUCUGCUGACCGGACUGCUGGUGUGGCGCUUACACCUGCACCGCGAUGUGGCCGUGACACGCGUAUACGUGGGCUCCAUGGCCAUCGCCAACCAGCGCUUCCUGCCGGACUACGAGGACCCUGGCAGCGGGCCGUUCGCCAAGAUGGCGUCUCUCGUCAGCCAACAGCUAAGAGUGAUGUACAACGCAAACACGGUGUUGGGCAAAUACUUCAGACGCACGUCAGUGGAAACCUUCAGUGAUGACGGCGGUGAUACCGUGACGACGUACUACCACUCCGAGUUUGACAUCCCUGCCUCCCAGCUGGCCUCGGUGGACGCUGCCAUCCAGUCGCUGCAAACGGCAGCAGGAAGUCAACAAAGUCGGCAAGGCAGAGUGCUGCUGAAACCCCAGCAUGCGCUCGACAUUGACAGCGUUGUCGCCCGAGCCAUCGAUCCACGGAUGACAUCAUCGUCCUUAUUGGUCAAGAAGUCCUUUAACGUGCAUGUCCAAGAGGGCGGAGUCAUUCAGUCGCCAGGUUUCCCUGAUUCUUCGUACCCGUCCGACGUCUACCUGGAGUGGCGCCUGCGAGCAGACGCUGCCUACCGCGUGCGACUGGAUUUCCAAACGCUGAUCCUGGAGGACGACUGCCAACACGACUUUGUCAAGAUUUACGAUUCGCUAGCGCCCAUUGAGCAGACUGCCAUUGCUGAACAUUGCGGCAUUCCUCACCGUUCUCUGUCCUUCGUGUCGUCAGGGAGCGUUAUGUUGGUGACACUAGUCACCAACGAGGCAAAGAACUUUCCAGGCUUCAUAGCCAACUUCUCGCAGGUCCCUUUGGCGCCACCAGCAGACUGUGGAGGACCUCUGAGCGGUGACGUGGGCAUCUUCUCUUCACCGUUCUUCCCGUCUAGCUAUCCUCCUAGGACUGCGUGCGUGUGGAACAUCCAGGUGUCGAAAGGCAAGUUGGUCAAAGUCAAGUUCCGGAAGUUCUACAUCGGAAAUGACUCCAAUGAUUGUUCACGAGAUUACGUGGAAGUCAACGGCCGAAGGCUGUGCGGUGCGAAAGUGGGAAGUACAGCGGUGGCCAGCAGGAGCAACCGGAUGACUGUCAAGUUCAACUCGGACUGGUCAUAUGUGGACCAGGGUUUCUUCGCCGCCUACGAGGCCUUCACCCCGAGUGACUCGUGCCCGGGAAGGUUCCGUUGCACCAAUGACUUGUGCGUGGACUCCCGUGUGCGCUGUGACAGUGUGGAUGACUGCGGAGAUGCCAGCGACGAGGACGACUGCGGCACCUGCGCUCCCAAUGUAUUCCGCUGCAGGAACGGUCGCUGCGUCUUGUGGACAAUGGUGUGCAACGGCAAAGACGACUGCGCCGACGGGUCCGAUGAGUUCAAAUGCGAAAAAUCGGUCGCCAUGACGACAUGUCCCGACUCCAGCUUCCGCUGCAGAAACGGACGCUGUGUAGACAAAGUCAACCCCGAGUGUGACGGCGACGAUGACUGCGAGGACGCGUCUGAUGAGGAAUCCUGCCAGUGUGGUUCAGAGCCAUACCGAAGCUCUCGCAUUGUUGGUGGUGAGGCUGCACAAGAGGACGAAUUGCCCUGGCAGGUCAGCCUCCACGUGGCGGGGCAGGGACACGCAUGUGGUGCUUCUGUACUGAGCAGCCGCUGGCUACUGACCGCCGCCCACUGCGUCCAGGACAAGGGUUCGGUCAGGCACUCGCAGGCCGACCAAUGGGAAGCCUUCCUGGGCCAGCACGAGCUGAGCCGUGCCAACGAAUGGACGGUGAGGAGGAAGGUGAUGCGGAUUGUGGCUCACCGCGACUUUGACCAACUCACUUUUGACAACGACGUGGCGCUGAUGGAGCUGGAAUCGGACGUGCCGCUCAAUCAGCACAUUUGGCCCAUCUGCCUGCCCUCCCCUGCACACCGCUUCCCUGACGGCCAGGAAGCCUGGAUCACCGGCUGGGGAGCCACCAGAGAGGGAGGUGCGGCGGUGAACAUCCUGCAGAAAGCAAAAGUUCACAUCAUCAACAGUUCAGUGUGCAAUAAUGCGAUGAACAACGAGGUGAAGGAUGGAAUGUUGUGUGCCGGCGUCCUCAAAGGUGGUGUGGAUGCCUGCCAGGGUGACUCUGGAGGCCCGCUGUCUGUCAUCAGCCCAAGUAGGCGGGUCUUCCUGGCUGGCGUGGUGAGCUGGGGCAAUGGUUGUGCUCGCAGGAACAAGCCAGGCAUCUACACACGAGUGACCCGAUAUCGCAGCUGGAUCAAGGAGCACAGUGGUGUUUAGCCACACCGCUAAUUCUACCACAAGAAAUCUAAGAGAUUCAAGUUAAAGACUCUGUCUUUGUAAGUCUGGUGACUAUUUGCAGACAAGUUGAAGAGCCUUUCCAGAGAUGAGUCUUUACAGAUUAGUUAAAGAGUAUUUAGGACUUGUUGAAGUGUACAGAGACUAGUUUGACUUAAUAGAGUCGACACAGACUUCCUAAAGAGCUUUUAGUGACUUGUUUAAAUCUUUUGACACUAGUUGGACUUUUAAAAAAAAUCUUCAGUCUUCUUUAGCCUUAAUAAACUCAAAACAGACUGACUUUCUAAAGUGAGUCUUUACUAGUUUUAGUCGUUACAGACUAGUUGGACUUCAUAAAGAAUCUUUAGAAACUCGUUUAAGUUGUGGUGUCCUUAAGCAAGACACCAAUACCCUGAACUACUCCCCAGGAGCAAAAGUAGCCCAAUGCUCCAGUGUUCACCAUGAACUGCGUGUUUGCAGAGUUCACUACUGUGAUGGGUAAAAAGCAGAGGUCAGAUCUCGUGAAUAUGCAUACAUGUUAUGACGAUAAAAGGAGCAGGGCCCAGGUGUCACCAUACUUUUGAAACUGAGAGCUACAUCUUGGGUAUUGGCAAAUGCAAUGGGCAUAGCCAGUU